Molecule: messenger RNA, 561 nt
Organism: Prosopis cineraria
Lineage: Eukaryota; Viridiplantae; Streptophyta; Magnoliopsida; Fabales; Fabaceae
Product: elongation factor 1-beta 2-like
Biological process (GO): translational elongation
Cellular component (GO): eukaryotic translation elongation factor 1 complex; cytosol
Molecular function (GO): guanyl-nucleotide exchange factor activity; translation elongation factor activity
Source: RefSeq, a predicted model, not a curated record
AUGGGAGGCAAAUGGAGCAAUGAUGAGGACGUACCUCAAGGAGAAUCAGACCAAGAACUUGAGCAGUUGCAAGAGGAGAAGCUGAUUAUUGAGAGAGGAUAUUGGAAGGGAGGCUUAGGAUUUUUCCACCUAAUUACACCGCCUGCUCCUCUCAAUGAUGACGAUGACCUUGAUCUCUUUGGUGAUGAGAGAGAGGAGGAAAAGGCAGCAGCAAAGGCAAGAGAGGCUACUAAAAAGGAAUCCUCUAAGAAGAAAGAGAGUGGGAAGUCCUCUAUUUUGCUUGAUGUGAAGCCUUGGGACGACGAGACAGACAUGAAGAAGCUGGAAGAGGCUGUUCGUUCCAUUGAGAUGCCUGAGCUUCUGUGGGGAGCAUCCAAACUGGUUCCGGUUGGUUACGGUAUUAAGAAUGACGACCUUGUCUCUGUGGAUUCCCUUAUUAAGGAACAUCUCACAGUUGAGCCAUGCAGUGAGUAUGUUCAAAGUUGUGACAUUGUUGCAUUCAACAAAAUCUAAGGUUUCUUGUUGGACAUAAGUGUGGCCAUUUUCAAGCAGUUGAUUUAU